AAUGACAUCAGAAGACGACGCAGCUAAGUUGCGUUAAGCCAGCGGCAUCCGGCGCAACCCAUGCAUUCAACACGUCAGCUCCAGGCUCGAGAUGCUCCCCAUCUUCUAUCCGGAGCCAUCCUGAGCUCAAACUACCGUUUCUCAUCCUCAUCAUCAACCCAGCAUCGCGAACUAUUGACCUUGCAAAUCUCAAAGAGAUCAACUCAAUCGCGCAGCGUGAUCGCAACCAGCCAUGGCCGCCCAAGAUAAGCACUGGGCUCAAGCCUAUGUCAACGACCCUCUCAAUGCGCCCGAGCCGUUCCAAGAGGAUGGACCGGGCACCCACUUCGGCAACUCCCUCGCUUCCGAUCCUAAGCAGACAAGCAGCUAUCCGACGCCGCCGGACUCAGCGGGCAGAGACAGGAUCACGAGCUUCGGGUCCAACAAUCCGUUCCUCAGCUCUCUGGACGUCAAGAAGCCGUCGACUCGGGCCCGCGCAAGUAGCGACGUUUCCGGAAGGCUCCAGAAGACGCUGCCGUCGUACUCAAGCCACCACCGCAGCAGCCAGUAUCGCAAGGAGGCCUUUGGGAGCUAUGCGCCCGAGCGGCCUCGCAGCGCAGGUCACUCGCGCAACGUGAGCAACGCGUCCAACAGCAGCACGCUCAGCCGGGGCAAUUCGCUCAACCAGCGCCCGCUGGAGUUUGCUCGCGACGAGGCGAAGAUCGCACAUCGCUCUCCACACCUGAAAAAGCGCCAUCUCCCCGGCCCCGACCAGAUCGACAGGCUCGACGUGGUGAGCUACCACCAUGAGGGACCCUACGACGCCACUUUGCUGGCUCGCAACAGGAGCUGGGAGACCAGUCCCCUGGCCGCGGUCGCGGAUUCGAACGCCGAGGCGCUGAAGGCCACACCGCGGGAGAACAUCAUCGACAGCAUCGAACGCCACCGUCCGCUUGUCGGAACCGCCACCAUCGCCCCGGGCGAGACGGAUCGCUUCGGCAGGCGCUACGACUACAAGGAGGGGGACAACAUGAUGAUCGUCGACGGGGGGAACUACAAACGCUGGCCUGGCGUGGUACGUUUGACACCUUUCUCCACCGCACUCUGCCUACGCUACACGCAUCUCAUCUGCACAGCAGCCUGACGCAAACAUGCACGUAGGACUACCUGCCCGAGGACUACAAGGGCAAAGGCGAGCCCUCGUUCUCCAUCGACAGAGCGCUCAAAGAGCACAAGGCGCGGCAGAAGGCCGCGAGCGUCUCCGAGGGCGACGGCACCGGCAAGGCCGAAACCAGCGGCAUAGAGAUGCAGGGCGGCGCCGUCGACGAGGUGGGCGUGCGUCGCAGCGGCAGCAAGCGCGCGAGCCUCGACGGCAUCAAGCGACGGCUCGGCAGCCUGAGGAAGAAACACCACAACAGCAGUCCGAGUCCGCCUUGAGCCGGAGAGAGAGCCCGCCAAACAAUCAGAAGACAAACUGGGCCUAGCCUUUGCCUCCGCCGCGAGCUUUGCGAAGUGGAAAAGGCAAAUAACGAAAAAGAAAAAAAAAAUACUACACAGUAUACACCCACGCACACACACACACACAGACGACGGACGAAAUGGUUACGGUUUAAUGCGGGCCGCCAGCACAGGUCCAGAAUAGAUGUCUUAACAGCUUUUUGAACACAAACGAACAAAGCUCGCCAUUCUUUACGCUUUUAUUUUUUUGGCUCUGUUUCUGUUAUCUUCUUCGCACGCUCGGUUACGGCACGUAUAUAUGUGGAAUUCGAUUAGACGAGGAGUUCUCUUGGGUCGGUAUCUUGUGUGAAAGUGACGCACCUGGGCGUUGGGCAAAGGAGAUGAAUAACCGUCCCCGCCACCCUUUCCCUCUUCUGUACAUGAAAUAACGAAAUCGUCGCGUCCACAAAUUUACGAUCACUCAUGAACCUUGACAAAGAUUGCUCGUUUUUCACCAGUAAUUUUCGUGCCUUGGUGAUGUUUUUGUGCCUUUUGUAGGUGGCAAAGACAAAGGGGUCAUAAAAUCUUCCUGUCAAGGUUUAAGAAAGAUUCACAUGUGAUGGAAGGUUGCGUGAUGUGCAUGAGAUGACAUUUAACUUCUUCUGUGGCAUUCACACACACAUACUUUAAGCUCUUUGCUAGAUCACACAAAUCAUUCGAG
Messenger RNA from Verruconis gallopava, 2137 nucleotides. RefSeq lists its product as hypothetical. Gene Ontology annotation, cellular component: cytoplasm. Lineage: Eukaryota; Fungi; Ascomycota; Dothideomycetes; Venturiales; Sympoventuriaceae. The transcript has 2 exons. Bases 233 to 1123 code for a protein of 296 amino acids. The record is from RefSeq and is a predicted model, not a curated record.